UCUUAAUUCCGGGUAUGGGGAGAGGGAGGAGUCUGGCACCAUCAUCGCACUGAAAGGCGCCGCACACGCUGAACACUUUCCAAAAUAUAGCUUGGGAAAUGGCCAUGGAUGCAAAGCAGCUCAUUAACAUUGAGACUUUUGAACUCUCGAGUCUGUGUCGACACUUCGCCACUUUCUCUAUGAAAAGCGCCCGAUGAGGUUCGUUGGUGCGUAAUCAUUCCAUUCCAUUGCAUGUGUGUAGCCUACCAGUGCCAAAUAACAGCGAUGCGCAGCCAGUGUCAGAUGCCCGAUAUACAGUCAUCUGCGUAAUGUUUUGACUAGUUUUAACCCUUGUAGGGUAUUGUGGUUUACUUUUUUGAUCAGGAAAAAUGUAUGAAUUAGUCUAUUAUUUCCCAUGAGAUCCACUGGUAAUGGCUACGUUUCUGUGAGAAACAUGAAAAUUACGUCCCCUCUUGCUUCCCCCUUUUGAAAAUUGUCCUCCUAAGGCAUUUACGCACAAGGAUCACAUUCCCGUCCAUUCAUAACAAAACUAUUUACAAGUGGCUACUUCAUAAGAAACGAAACUUGGCCCGCACAGUAAAGGAGAUAUUUGGUUUGCAACUAUCAGACUCCUCCCCUCUAUGCGAUCUCCUCCCAACUUCAGAAGAAACGAUAAUUUAGUGAGAGUUGUCUGAAGAAAAUGGCUGAAGCUCUACUCGAAGAUCAAGAUACAUUUCGUUGUUCUAUUUGUUUGGAUCCGUUGAGGGAUCCCGCCACCAUUCCAUGUGGUCACAGCUACUGCAUGAAGUGCAUCAGUGGUUUCUGGGACCAGAGAGGAGAGUGCAGCUGCCCUCAAUGCAGAGAGACGUUUACUACACGGCCUGUCCUGAAGAAAAACACCAUCCUAGCUGAACUGGUGGAGAAAAUGAAAAAGAUCAGUGAGUCAACUGCCUCUCCUACUCCUCCUGCUCAGUGUGCUGAAGUUGGGAAUGUGGAGUGUGACUUCUGCACAGAGACUAAACUGAAAGCUGUCAAGUCCUGUCUGGUGUGCCUGGUCUCUCUCUGUCAGACACACGUAGAGCCUCACAACAGCAUCCCUGCCUUGAAGAAUCACAAACUGGUUCAGGCCUCCAUGCAUCUAGAGGAGAAAAUCUGCUCUCAACACAACAAGCUGAUUGAGGUGUUUUGUCGUGUUGAUCAGGAGUGUAUCUGCAUGUUGUGUAGUAUGGAUAACCACAAGGGCCACGAUACAGUGUCAGCUGCAUCAGAACGUAAGGAGAAAGAGAAAGAGCUGGGGGAAACAAAAAUACAAUUUCUGGAGAGAAUCCAGAAGAGGGAGAAGGAACUGCAGCAGAUCCAGGAGACUCUGUCAUCUUACCAGCGUUCUGCUAAAGAGGCAGAGCAGCAGAGUGAGAAGAUCUUCACUGAGCUGCUGGAGUCUAUUGAGAGGAGACGCUCUGAGGUGAAAGAGCUGAUCAGAGCUCAGCAGAAGGCAGCGAUGAGAGACGCUGAAGAUGUUUUGGAGAAACUGGAGCAGGAGCUGGCUGAGUUGAGGAGAGGACAUGCUCAGUUGGAGAAGCUCUCACUUGAGGAAGACCACGUCCUUUACCUCCAGGUAGCUUUGCCAAUGGUAUGA
This is a messenger RNA of Engraulis encrasicolus (European anchovy), 1615 nucleotides long. Its product is annotated as E3 ubiquitin-protein ligase TRIM47-like. The transcript has 3 exons. Bases 680 to 1615 code for a protein of 311 amino acids. The record is from RefSeq and is a predicted model, not a curated record. NCBI's taxonomy places the organism in Eukaryota, Metazoa, Chordata, Actinopteri, Clupeiformes, Engraulidae. Gene Ontology annotation, molecular function: zinc ion binding.